Molecule: messenger RNA, 2435 nt
Organism: Lampris incognitus (smalleye Pacific opah)
Lineage: Eukaryota; Metazoa; Chordata; Actinopteri; Lampriformes; Lampridae
Gene: slc10a3
Product: solute carrier family 10 member 3
Exons: 1
Coding region: 215-1633 (472 amino acids)
Biological process (GO): bile acid and bile salt transport
Cellular component (GO): membrane
Molecular function (GO): bile acid:sodium symporter activity
Source: RefSeq, a predicted model, not a curated record
GGUUCCGGUAUAAAGGCGGCGAGAAAAUGGGAACUAGCGGACGGAAUGUCGAGCCGACCGCCGGCGCUGUCGUUUCACUGCCGACAAUAUGAGAGGUUUUAUCGUCUGCUGUAACCGGGCGGCGGCGUAGAGGGCUUUUAAGGGGUGGACGCUGCCUGGCAGAGGGGAUAAAGCCGUUGCGUGUACGGCGCCCCUCCGCCCCCUGUCCGCCAAUAUGAGGACGCUAUUUGCAUUCUGUUGUCUCUUCCUGAUUACAGAGGGAGCGGAACGCACGGCGACGACCGGGUCCCCCCACGACAACGGAAACGACACGACUGCGAAGGUGACGGCCGACAGCAGCGGAAGGUACAUCAAAAUCGGCGACGGAUCUUCGCAGGAAUUCGAGUUCCCCGAAAACACUGACGGCGUGAUCGUCGUUUCCAGUCGGUACCGGAGCGCCGCCGCCAGCAGGAAGGGCCGUGAGAGCCUGAAGCAGACGGUGAGAGUGAACUCCCUGCACCCGGAGGUCCUCUCCAUCCUGAAUGUCACUGACGGCGGACACGCCGGUCCACUCAAGAGUUACAUUAUAAGCAUCCGCUCCGGUUUGCCGGGCCGGGCCCAGCUGCAAAUCCAGCUUCUUGAUCUGGACCAGGACUCUGUGCCGGUUCUGAUUGAGGAGAGGACGGACUAUUCCAUCAGAGUGGCGCCCGGCGAUGACGACGGAGCCGCCCGGCUGGCCCAGUCGGGCGGCUUGUCCCACUUCUCAGAGAAUCCCGUGCUGUUUGCCUUGUUGCCCCUAAUCUUUGUCAACAAGUGUGCCUUCGGGUGCAAGGUUGACGUGGAGGUGCUGAAGAGUCUUCUCAAGAGGCCGGUACCGUUGCUCCUUGGGGUGACGGGUCAGUUUCUGGUGAUGCCUCUUUACGCGUACAGUGUGUCCAGGCUGGCCUCGCUACCCAAGGCGUUGUCUCUCGGCCUGGUCAUCACCUGUUCUGCUCCAGGCGGAGGUGGGGGUUAUCUUUACAGCCUGUUGCUAGGUGGCGAUGUCACCCUGGCAAUCUCCAUGACGCUGGUAUCCACGGUAGUGGCAGCGGCGGCCAUGCCUCUGUCAUCGGCGCUGUACGGCUGGUUGCUGGGGGUCCAUGCUGCUCUGCAUGUGCCCUUCGUCAAGAUCCUGGGGACCCUCCUGUUCAUCGCCAUACCCAUCUCCCUGGGCAUGGUGGUUAAACUGCGGCUUCCUGCCCUCACUCGCAUCCUGCUAGCACUCAUACGACCCUUCAGCUUUGUCCUCAUUGUAGGUGGGAUCUUCAUGGCCUACCAAAUGGGGGCAUCCAUCCUGGCCAACGUUAGACCUCAGAUUGUGGCAGUUGGGGUGACCGUGCCCAUCUUUGGACUGGUGGUAGGGGCUAGCUUGGCAAAGCUGGCAGGACUGGCGUUACCGCAAAAGAAGACAGUCAGUAUCGAAGUGGGCGUCCAAAACAGCCUCCUGGCACUCGCUGUUAUGCAGCUGUCCUUCCGUCGGGCGGAGGCAGAUUUUGCAUCGCAGGCACCAUUCAUCGUGGCACUCAGUAGCACUUCAGAGAUGCUGCUGAUUGUUCUGGGUCAUUUUACUUACCGGAGGUUCUGUGGGACUGCUGCCCCCAUGACUGACACCUGAUUGUAGCCUGCCUUUACUGUUCUGGACUCUUAAAUAUAAUACCCCAAACCUGUGGGAAGAUGUUAUCCCACAGUCUGGGCUACAAAUCAGCUCAAGACAGAAGACACUCAAAAAUCAACAUUUCAAUCCACACUGUUGUUGUACACAGGACAGUGAGUGGACCUUUUCAGUCCAUAUGUGUAUUUUCUCCCUUUUUCUUCAUGAAAACCAAAGGCCUUUUAACCCUUCAAGACCUUUUGUUUCUUUUACACUGUUUCCUUUUUAAUUCAGAUUGUACUGUGUAGUACUUAAUGUAAAUAUACAUGAAAAGAGAAAUACUUAUCAAUGAAAAGAUAUUUUUCUACCAGAUUUCUGUUUUGUAAUUGGGGGGGAAAAAACAAGAGUGAUUUGUAUAACGUUUACUUACAAAGAGGUCCAUGUGUCUUAAGAAAAGCGGAAGGCUUGGGAAAAGUGGAAUUGCUGAACAGAAAUGAUAUUUUGAAAGUAAUUGCUACUGAUUGUGUUUCUUGGAUCUAAGAAUCCUUGUACUUGAAAUAUUAAACAGGAGAAAUAAGGUGAAAGAAUAAAACUCAUCGUCAAAAACAGUUUUCAGUGUGUGAAGAGUCAUUACAAAGAAGGCACUCUCGUCAAAAUGUUUUGAAUGACUAAAAGAUGACCUUAAGGCUUCAUGUACCCUUAGUUUUGGAGCACAUAUAACCAUCUUGCCUGGUUCCAUUACAAUAACCCCCUCGGCUGAUUUGACUUGUGAUGUUUGUCGAUGCAGGUGAAUUUGCAUGCCUUUGCCCUGCAGGACAGCGCUUGU